AGCUGGGCUGAGCAGCGAGCGGGUUGCACCAUUCUGUAGUACUCUACGGUUUGCCAUCCAGAAGUUUUAAGGGAUCCAACUCCAGUCUGUGGGGCGGGGGGGGGCGGGGUGAAGUUUAAGCAGAGAAACUUUUUUAAAAGGGGGAAGACAGAGCUUUGGAGUUGCCUCACAGCGAGUGGGGCUGGAGUGGUCAUGCCAGGCAGGGCCCGUUGCUGAUUUUUAUGGAGCGAAGCUGAUCGAAAGGACAUUAUUUGGGGAGGAAAAGCACUGCUGCUGCUGUGCUUUCUCAUCACUGAGCGCUCGAACCAACAGCCAACAUUAAUCAUGUACACCAGCAUCUUGUCUGCAUGCUUUGCAUUCCAUCUCCUUCUUCUGGGACAAAGUGGAGGGGCUCUGAACAUCCUGGUGCCAGAAUUCCCAGUGCUGGGCAUUUUCGGGGAGGACAUCACCCUGAACUGCUCGUUCCUGACGGACGGCAAUUUCUCCCUGUCGGACCUCAGCGUGAUAUGGCAGCUGACGGAAACCAAGAGGAUGGUGCACAGCUACGCGGCCCAGCGUGACCAGCAGGUGGACCAGGCCAGCAGCUUUACGAACAGGACGUCUCUCUUUCACACUGAGCUGCAGAGGGGGAAUGCCUCGUUGCUCCUGAGGCAGGUUCAAAUCCAGGACGAGGGCAGCUUCACCUGCUUCGUUCGAAUCAACGAUUACAACAGCGCCCCCAUCAUGCUGCAAGUGGCAGCUCCGUACUCCAAGCCAAACCUCCAUUUGGAGCCAAAUAAAAACCUGAAGCCCGGGGACCGGGUCAGCAUUGGCUGUCACUCGGCGGGCGGCUACCCUCAGGCCAUCGUGGUGUGGCACGACGGGAGGGGAAACAACCUCACGGCCAAUGUCACCACCUCCCAAGUGGCCAACGAAGAGGGUCUCUUCCAGAUCAGCAGCGUGAUCAGCGUCACGCUGGAACCCAACAGCACGUACACCUGCAUCGUAAGGAACCAGCUCCUGAACGAGGAGACACAGGCCUCAGCCACCAUUACAGGGCAGCACCUACGAUUCCCUGCUGUGGCCUUGUGGUUGACAAUUGGCCUCUCUAUCUGUCUGCUGGGACUUCUUGGGGCUCUCGGCUACGUGUGCAGACGGAAAAUCCAACAGAGUUGCAAAGAAGACAAUGCAGAAGCUGAGGAAGAGGAGGCAGAAGCAAGGACAGCAAUGAAGCCACUGGAAAGUACUGAAGAUAAAGAAGGAGACGAAGAAGUAAUUGAAUGACAAGAAAGCGGAGCCCGAAUCGAGCCGAGAGCCAUUGCCACGAGGGCUUGACCAUUUUGUCUUCUGAAAAAUUGGACUGCAGCCGUCGAAUACAAACCCACUGAGCGGGGCCAGAAGGCUGAGAUCAGUCACACAGCCAGACCUGACACCACUGCAAUAAAAUGCCAAACUGUUGAACUCCAUCCUCCUGGGAAUCGUUACACCUCACUGCUGAAGGCUAAUCUGAUGUAAAAAUGUUGAGCGUGGGUGUGUGAUGGAUAUCCUCUGCGGAAAAUUUACUCAAAAUGGUAUUUGUGUAAACUUACGCAGAAGGAAUUCAGCACACACAUAAACGCACGGAUUCUUUCGUGGCCUGUCUAUUGCCUGCUAGGAAACCACUGAAAAGAUCUUUCAGAAUGUAAAACAUCGCAAAUCUAAUCCUUCUGCUGGGAUUUUUCUCUCUCUCUCUCUCUAUAGAAUUGCCUUUUUUUUAAAUCAAUGUGAACUGCACUUGUUGAUUGUAGACAUGUGCAGGUGACAUGUAACCAGCUGUUAGCUUUCCAAACAUACACUGCCUCUCAAUCCUAAUCGUUUACUUCGCGUACAUUAAACCACAGCUGUCUUCCCUCACCCUUUUUCGGUAUUAUUCCGUUAUGCGUACUGCCUCUGGCGGCUUGCACCAUAAUAAUAAUAACCCUCACAUUUGAUAUAGCGCCUUA
Messenger RNA from Callorhinchus milii (elephant shark), 1961 nucleotides. Its product is annotated as CD276 antigen. Lineage: Eukaryota; Metazoa; Chordata; Chondrichthyes; Chimaeriformes; Callorhinchidae. The record is from RefSeq and is a predicted model, not a curated record. The coding region runs from base 325 to 1263 and encodes 312 amino acids. The transcript has 8 exons.